Molecule: messenger RNA, 3831 nt
Organism: Fonsecaea multimorphosa CBS 102226
Lineage: Eukaryota; Fungi; Ascomycota; Eurotiomycetes; Chaetothyriales; Herpotrichiellaceae
Exons: 1
Coding region: 1-3831 (1276 amino acids)
Molecular function (GO): ATP binding; ATP-dependent chromatin remodeler activity
Source: RefSeq, a predicted model, not a curated record
AUGUCUAAGUCAUAUCCAUCUUCUCAUUACAGUCGAGGUGGUGAUGGAGUUGAGGUCGAUGAAGACCAACUCUUCGAUACAGAGCAGUUCUUUGUCGGCUCUUCAAGCACCGAUAGUUGCUCUUCACGUGCACUUCAUCCUCUCGAGUCGAAUCUCAUGCUACGCUUACCCAGUCAUACAUCAUCUUCUGUCCAAAGUCAAUCUGGCAGCACUCAGCCCUCUGAAAAUGGCUUGGAUGCAUCUCUGUCUGGCGCCCCAGCUGCACAUUCCGCAUGCCAAAACCCCGAUCGUUUUCGCUCAGAGUCAACACCCUUCAUAGAAGAUUACAUCGCACUUGGGUCUAUUCGCCUUGUCCGAAACGCAGAAAAUGCACUUAAUGAUGGUUGGCGAAUGGUUGGAUCUGCUGGAGAAGCUACUUACCCUCAUGCUCUACUGACAUUGGGCAAGAAGCGGCUAUGGAUCAAAACGUCUCUGCUCCAGCACGUCAGACAACCUGAUUGUGCCUCGUUAAGAAUAUAUGCACUACCAGAAGAUGUCAACCGGAGCACUCGAGGCUCGAUCAAGGAUCUUAGGAAGGUUCUGACUUUCCUCAUCGACUUCGUUGACAUUUCUCGUGAAGCCUGGAAUGGCAACUACGACCCGACGUCGCCUUUGCAAUCUUACAAGCAACCAGACGACUUUCAGGAGGAAUCUCUUUUUUACAUCUUUAAUACUUUAUCCUCGCCCCAAACCUCCCUUGACGAUGCAGGAUCUUGUCUACACAAUCAAAGGUCAAUACAUGGUAUUGCUGCAAACAACAUUGACGGUCUGCAAACUUCAUUAUACCCCUAUCAAAUGCGGUCCGUGGCCGCCAUGCUGCAAAGGGAAGUAAAUCCUUCUAAGUCUCUCGAUCCACGAAAGCAGAGUUUCAGAGAUCUCAAUGGCACAAAGUUCUAUCUCGAUGUCAAUGGAAGCGUCCUUCUCCGUCACCCUCAUCUCUACAGUGAAUGUCGUGGUGGUAUCCUCGCAGAAACCAUGGGCUACGGCAAGACCUUGAUAUGUAUUGCUCUGAUCCUAGCAACCAGAGGACAUUAUCCUGGGAUCCCAGAGGGCAGAGUCAAUGCCAUCACCAGGGAACUAAACGAACGAACACCAAGCUUGCUUGACUUAGCCGCCAAAAAAAUCAAACAGACCUGUGUGCCGUGGAAACCUCAUUUUUCAAAUCUCACAAAGACAGGAUAUCAUUUCGAUAGAUGCACAGAAGCUUUGGCGAGAUACGAUGGCGAGUACGCUGAGCCCAUCUUUCAUCCCACAACGCCGGACCGAAGAGGCAAGAAACGGGAAGAUUUUCGAGUCUUGCGCCUCGCAAGUACAACGCUGCUGAUUGUUCCGCCCAAUCUUCUCAUCCAAUGGCAACAUGAGAUAGACAAGCAUACGGAAGCCGAUGCCCUUGAUGUAUUGGUCUUGGACUCUACGACAAAAGACAUACCUCAUUGGAGGGAAUUGAUGAAGCACGACAUUGUUUUGAUCACUAAAGCUCGCUUUGAGCAAGAAUACAGGGACGAUGAUCUGAACCAAGGUAGACGGUUCAAGGGACAAGAGAAAUUCCGGUCCCAACUAACCGAACUUCGAUGGCUGCGCGUCAUUUGCGACGAGGGACAUGGCUUCGCAGGCUCGAGUUAUCGAACACAUGCAAUGGCGAUGUUGGACAAGAUGUCCAUUGAACGCCGUUGGGUUGUCUCUGGCACACCAUCUCACUCACUUCACGGUGUUGAGGUCAAUCUCGCGCUUGACGAAACGAACGAGGACACGGAGACUUUGCGUAAACACUCCAUCGAGACAGCCUUGGAACGGAGAAAAGCCAAGGACACUGCGACCGAAGAGCUCAAAGAUAUGGAACGGCUACGCGCCAUCGUUGUCAGAUUUCUCAAAGUGCAACCCUGGGCGAACCAGAAAGGCGCUGACUAUGCCGACUGGAAAAGAUAUCUCUCUCCUUUCGAUGCCUCUGGCAGGCGUCGUUUCGCACCAGCCUUACGAGCGAUACUGCAGUCACUCAUCAUCCGCCAUCGAAUUGAGGAUAUAGAUGUCGAUCUCUGCCUUCCUCCCUUACACAACAAGACAGUCUAUCUGGAGCCCAGUUACUACGAUAAGCUCAGCAUGAACCUUUUCAGGCUAGUUCUUACCUCCAAUGCAGUGACUUCAGAAAGGAGGGACGAGGAUUACAUGUUUCAUCCCAGAAACCGCAAAUCCCUCGAUGAACUGAUCGUCAAUCUCCGCCGAUCCAGCUUUCACUGGGUCGGAUUUACUGAGCAUGAGGUGACCGAAACCUUGAAAGUCAGUAACAAAUACCUGGACGAACACCUUGACCUGAUAUCUGACGAAGACGGAGCGCUUUUAAGCGAGGCAAUCUUGAACGGUGAACGAGCCUUGAGUGACUCUGGUUGGUGUGCUUUCUCGUUCUACCACGAAAUGGGCGUCUAUAUCGAAGACUUUCCGGACGAGGCUGCGAAAGUCUGGGCGUUAGACGGCGAGCAUUCAAACCCUCUCCUCCUCGGAACAGUUCAAGCUCGAGAGGUCCAACAACAUGUGCUGAGCAAUCUACAGCUCGGGUAUACCUGGAUGGGACUCAUUGGGGCAGGACUUCGAGCCAUGCACGCAGCUCGUGAAAGAGCCACGGAAGACCAAAAAGCCAGAGAUAAAGUUCGCUCGAGCUCGAACGGAAAGAAGCCUCCAACAGCGGGGACGACAGAGGAACCCAAGGUCAAAAAUCAAUCAGCCACCCCAUCUCCUAUCCGCUCUUCGACAAAGGAUGUUGCUCCUGAACUUUUCCGUUCCGCAAGAAAGCGACUUUUCUCGACAAACAACGCAGUUCUCCCAAAGCCCUUAGCCCAAUCGCGCAUCGUGGGCUUUACAUCUGCGAAGCUCAACUACCUCUGCUCACGUAUCCUGACACUACAGUCAACGGAGAAGAUUAUCAUCUUCUACGACUCGAACAACAUCGCGUUCUGGAUUGCUGAGGCUUUGGAGCUGUUGUCCGUCAAGUUCCUCAUAUACGCAAACACACUCUCGGUGACACGUCGCGCAGCAUACCUCGCCACUUUCAACCACUCCGAAGUAUUCCGUGUUCUCCUCAUGGAUCUCAAACAAGCCUCUCUCGGCCUCCACGUGGCUGCCGCCAGCCGUAUCUUCAUUGUGUCCCCCAUUUGGCAUCCCGACGUCGAGUCGCAAGCCAUCAAGCGUGCGCAUCGAAUCGGCCAAACACGGCCUGUCUAUGUCGAGACACUUGUUCUGAAAGGCACUUUGGAGGAGAAAAUCCUCAAGCGACGCCGACAAAUGAGUAAUGCUGAGCUGGUCAAGGCGGAGAAAUCUCUCCUGGACGAUGGAAUGAUGAACGGCAUUAUCCGAGGCGAAGGCUUUUUGAAGAUUGCAGACGAUGAGAAGGCCCAGAUGAGAGGAGGGAGGCUCGACAAGCCUGUCCCACUGUUUGCGAGAUAUGACGGCGGCCCAGCCAGCAUGCACGAUACAGAGGACAGUGACCUGAUCCUGGGUCUGGAGGACGAGCGUCCACGGAAGAAGAAAAAGCUUGAUAGGGGCAAAGGAAAGACUAAAGAAAAUGGCAAGAUGGUGGUGCUGGCGGCUUCAGGGCCGAAUACGGUGGUCCCCUCGUCGUCAUUCGAGACUGCGCCAGGCCUUUCACUGCCGGCAUUAGAAGAAGGUCCUCAUACCUCGAUAUUUGGCACUGGGCCGCAGCAGCAGCAGCACAGAGAAAAGCCAAAGAAGAGCGUACGCAUCAUGGUGGAAAUACAGCCACCAUCUGCUUCUGGUGACGACGGCGACUUCGCUGCACCUUGA